Molecule: messenger RNA, 1203 nt
Organism: Didymodactylos carnosus
Lineage: Eukaryota; Metazoa; Rotifera; Eurotatoria; Philodinida; Philodinidae
Source: the annotation of a GenBank genome assembly
AUGAAUGAAAAAAUUCAUUUCUACGAAAAUUAUUUACAAAAAGCAUGUCAAUUUUUAAAAACGUAUCAAUGGAUUUAUGACUUUCCAGUUGUAAAAUGUUUCGUGUGCAAACCAUGGGAACAAAUGCCUAUCGAGUGGCAAACAUAUUUUAGUAAUCAUGAUGCAGUGCUAUUCGCUAAUGCUGUAUUAAACUUUCAAAAACAACCCUGUGGAAAACAUGAACUGCUUCAGUUUAUAUCGUCAACAGCCUUACCAGAAACAUUACUAGAUUUUAUUGUUGAAUGUAAUACAUUGAAUAAAAUGUCAAGAGAAAAACUAAAUGAUACUGCUAUAAUUCAAGAAUAUACAUUGGACAAUAAUUUAUCACGUUGCAUCAAACAAAAGAAACGACACGAAGUUUCAAGAUUUUCGCAUUUAAUUAUUAAUACAGCAAAACAAUUGAACUGUCAUACAAUUUUAGACAUUGGCGCUGGGCUGGGCUACUUAGGACAAGUAUUAACUCAUUAUGAUUCAUCAUUAAACGUUAUUGGGUUUGAAAUGUCGAAUGCUCAUGUACAAUCAGCUGAUAAUCGAAAUAAAAAAAUCACUUGUGUUAAUGAUAGAAAUUAUUUACGUACUGUUGAAAUUAAUAAUGAAAUGACCGAUAACAAAUUACUUGAAAUAGUUCACGAUACAUUAAAUAGAGACAAUGAUGAUAACUUCAUACUAUCUUCGUUACAUGCUUGUGGUGAUUUAACACCGACAAUGUUGAAAUUAUAUGUCAAAUCUAAAUUUAUUCGUGGAUUAUUAAACGUAUCUUGUUGUUAUCAUACAAUGAAUUAUUCAGACGAGGGAUUUUUCAAUAUACCUUUAUCGAGAACAUUAAAACAAAUUAUUUCUCAAUAUCAAAAUUUUACUAUGACUUUAUACGGUUUGAGAUUAGCUAUACAAGAAACACAUGAACAAUGGUAUGAAAAAAGUGAUUCAAAAUUGAAACAACAUAUGCGUAAUACGAUCUAUAGAGGAAUUCUUGAAUGUAUUUUAGUGGAAAAUAAUUAUCAUUUGGAACAUCGAAAACAAGUAUAUGUAAAGUCAGACUCAAUGACAUUCGACGAUUAUUGUCAUUUAGCUAUUCAACAUUUAAAACGUCUGUUAUUUUUUACAGUAAUUGUUAAUUAUAUGAAUUUUCAUGCUUCUUUAACGAUAUUUAGAUUACAAUAUUGA